CGGGGAGUAGUGGGGCGGCUCGUAGUUCGUAACAACGUAUCAUGUGAGAAGGCAUCUGCACGGGCAGUCGCGGUCUGCCCUGCGUCGCAGAAGCCACUCCGGAGGACCCCACCAGCUACCAGCCCAGGACAACAGAUGGGACCAAGCCAGAUGCAGGCGGUGGUAGCCGUGCUGUUGCUCCUGCUGAGCUUGCCGGAGGCACCACGUGCGGCGCACGUGCUGGUGGUCUUCCCUGUGGGCGCACCCAGCCACUGGAACCUGGGGCGAGCCAUAGCCAGGGGUCUGCACGCCAAAGGGCACCGCAUCACCGCCGUCACGCCCUUCUCUGGACAGGGGCCGCCCAACAACUGGACCGACGUCCCCUUACCCAACACCAUAAACUUCUUUGGCCACACAUCGGGCUUAUUUGAUUUCGGCAAGAUAAACAAUUUUCGUAAGUUCCUCAUACUGGCCAACUACGGAAUAGACUCAUGUGAGGCCUACUUUCAAGAUGAAAACUUUAAGCGGCUGCUCAACUCUGGUGAAAAGUUCGACGUAAUGAUCAUGGAAGAAUUCGUCUGCGAUUGCCUCCUGGUGUUGGCAUACAAAUUCAGUAUUCCCGUCAUACGAUUCGCCACGUUUUCGCCGAGUUCCUGGCAAGGCGACAUUGUCGGGAAUCCAAGCUCUUACUCUUAUGUGCCUGAUACGUUUCUUACUUACACCGAUCGCAUGAGUUUCUUCCAGAGGCUGCAUAACACCGUGUAUGGACUGUUCUGCAAGUUGGUCCGCGAGAUGUACAUGAUUCCCAUGCAGGAAGCACUGAUAGAGAAGUACUUGUUCGACCUGAAGAAGACGAGUCUGUCCGAACUGGAUAGGAAGACUUCCAUGUUGCUCACCAACAGCCACUAUAGUUUGUUCUACCCGAGACCGCUAGUACCGGCCAUGGUCGAAGUUGGGGGUAUGCACGUCAGUCCACCGAAAAAGCUGUCACAGGACCUGCAGGAAUUUCUCGACGGUGCGAAAGACGGAGCAAUACUCUUCAGCAUGGGAUCGAACCUGAAAAGUGCUGAUCUUCCUGAAGACAAGAGACUGGCUAUUGUGGAGGCAUUCUCGAAGCUCAAGCAACGUGUUCUCUUCAAAUGGGAGGCAGAAACGUUCCCAGGAAAACCGGAUAACCUGAAACUUGGGAAGUGGCUGCCUCAGUCUGACAUACUGGCGCACAAUAACAUAAAACUUUUCAUAACUCACGGCGGUCUGCUAAGUACGCUCGAAGCUGUGUAUCAUGGGGUACCAGUCAUCGGAAUUCCUGUAUUUGGUGAUCAAGAACUCAACAUGCUUCAAGCGGAGGCCAAGGGAUAUGGGCUAAGACUUCACUUCAACAAUAUCACGUCACACACAUUGUUCUCGACAGUCACGGAGGUGCUCAAUAAUCCUCGUUACAUGAAGAGGGCCCAGGAGCUGUCGCGGCUGUUCCACGACAGACCCCGCACGCCUCUGGAGGAGGUAGUUUACUGGACGGAGUACGUGGUGCGCCACAAGGGCGCGCCGCAUAUGAGGUCGGCGGCUCUGGACCUGGCAUGGUACCAGCUGUGGCUGCUAGAUGUCGUCGGCGCUGUGAUAGCCGCCGCUGCACUGGCGCUAUGGAUUCUCGUGGUCGUGCUCAGAACUCUGUACAGGUUGUUCGGCCGCAGUGCGUCCAACACAACAGCUGCAAAAAAGCAAGCGUAACACCUAUAUCCUGUCUUGUACCUGUACAAAUGUGUAUUACUGGUGAAUCUACGAAUAUUUUACCACGUAGUUUUUACUUGUAGUGCAUUGAAUGUUUUUUAUUUAUUUUA
This is a messenger RNA of Schistocerca americana (American grasshopper), 1817 nucleotides long. Its product is annotated as UDP-glycosyltransferase UGT5-like. Bases 136 to 1707 code for a protein of 523 amino acids. The transcript has 6 exons. Lineage: Eukaryota; Metazoa; Arthropoda; Insecta; Orthoptera; Acrididae. Gene Ontology annotation, molecular function: UDP-glycosyltransferase activity. The record is from RefSeq and is a predicted model, not a curated record.